CCCUCACCCUCAUCUCCCAGCCCCCUGCCCGCAUCGCCGCCCCGCUGCCGUCUCCGCUGGCUUGCCUCUCAAACGCACACGCACGCUCCUUCUCUGUCCAGCGCAAUGGAUGCCGACGACGCCUUCACCUCCGUCACCUGGGACCGGCGCGACGAUGCGGCGCUGCACAGCGGCAGCGGCAACGGCGCCGGUGCCUCCUCCUCACGCACACUCGACGAGGGCGGCUUCACCUCGGCGCCAGGACCGGCCACGCCCGGCAUCGACGGCCUGACAAGGCACGCACUGGCACCGCUCGCGCGCGGCACGCACGAGGCCGACGGCGAACAGCCGGCGUGGCAGGGCUUCCUGCGCGUGCAGGUGUGCGAGCCGCGCAAGGAGCACGAGGGCACAAAGGAGAUGUUCUGCAGCUACGGCAUCCGCGCAGAGACGAACCUGGCACACUUCAGCCGCACGCGCCUCACCACCCGGCGGCGCUUUCAGGACUUUGUCUUUCUGCGCGAGAACCUCAAGAAGGACUUUCCCGCAUGUCUUGUCGCGCCGCUGCCGGACAAGCACCGCAUGGAGUACUUUACGGGCGACCGCUUCAGCAGCGAGUUCAUCGAGCGGCGGCAAGCAGACUUGCAACUCUUCCUCGAGCGCGUCUGCCGGCAUCCGAUCUUGCAGCGCGCACAGCUGCUGCGCACGUUCCUCGAGUCGACAGAAUGGCACGUCGACAUGCACUCGCACGUCUCGGCGUCGAACGCCAACGCAUCGGCCGACGGGCAUUCGGGGCCGGGCGGCAGUGCGCCCGGCGGCCUGCUCGACGGCCUCACCGACACGCUGCUCAAUGCCUUCUCCAAGGUGCGCAAGCCCGACGAGAAGUUUGAGGCGAUGAAGGAGAAGCUCGAGAAGCUCGAGGAGGGCCUCGGCAGCACGGAGCGUGUCGUGAUGCGAGCGCGCGCCCGGCACGGCGACCUGGCCGGCGACUAUGAGGAGUUCGCCAGUGCCAUCGAGGGCCUCGGCUAUCUCGAGAGCGGCAUCACCGAGCCGCUCAACCGCUUUGCCGCGGCGAACCUCGAGUGGGCACGCCUGCAGCGCCAGCUGGCGUCCAACUCGACGGACGACAUGCUCUCGCACACGCAUGCGCUGCUCGCCUACACGCACUCGCACCGCUCUGUGCUGCGGCUGCGCGACCAGAAGCAGCUCGACUUCGAGGAGCUGACCGACUAUCUCAGCUCCGUCGUCACGGAGCGCGACCGGCUGGCCAGCCUGAGCAGCCCGCACGGCGCGGGACACGGCCACGGCGGCGUGCGUGGCGCCGGCAUCAGCGGCUACCUGCGCGACCGUGUCGACAGCCUGCGUGGCGUCGACGAGGAGCGGACGCGCGUGCAGCGCAUGCAGCGGCUCGAUGGGCGCAUCCAGGAGCUGCAAGACGCCGUCACGACCUCGCACGACAUCAGCGUCGCAUUCAGCCAGCAGGUGGCGCGCGAGAACACCGUCUUUACGAUGGCCAAGGAGCAGGAGGUCAAGGAGAUGCUCGGCACGUACGUCGACGGCCAGAUCGACAUGUGGCGCCGCGGCGAGGAGCUGUGGAAGAACGUGCUCGAUGCGUGGCCAGAGCAGGAGACAUGAGGGCGAAGGCCAAUGCAUCGAUAGAGGCGCAACGGGUGU
Tilletiopsis washingtonensis is the source of this 1650-nucleotide messenger RNA. RefSeq lists its product as hypothetical. The record is from RefSeq and is a predicted model, not a curated record. Gene Ontology annotation, cellular component: phagophore assembly site. The transcript has 8 exons. Gene Ontology annotation, biological process: autophagy; cytoplasm to vacuole targeting by the Cvt pathway. NCBI's taxonomy places the organism in Eukaryota, Fungi, Basidiomycota, Exobasidiomycetes, Entylomatales. The coding region runs from base 106 to 1611 and encodes 501 amino acids. Gene Ontology annotation, molecular function: phosphatidylinositol binding.